Messenger RNA from Nycticebus coucang (slow loris), 1043 nucleotides. RefSeq names its product fibroblast growth factor 8 (gene FGF8). Gene Ontology annotation, cellular component: cytoplasm. Gene Ontology annotation, biological process: positive regulation of cell population proliferation; positive regulation of gene expression; embryonic heart tube development. Gene Ontology annotation, molecular function: growth factor activity; type 2 fibroblast growth factor receptor binding; type 1 fibroblast growth factor receptor binding. The transcript has 5 exons. NCBI's taxonomy places the organism in Eukaryota, Metazoa, Chordata, Mammalia, Primates, Lorisidae. The record is from RefSeq and is a predicted model, not a curated record. Bases 213 to 827 code for a protein of 204 amino acids.
AGCCAGCGGCCACAGGCUCCCGCAGCGGCGCAGAGCGACUCAGCGCGGCGCAACAAGCACGACAUUCCACGGGACUCGAGGAGCCUCGUCUAGACCGCAGCUGGGCUCCCGCAUCCAAACCUCCCUCCGCCUACCCCCAGCUCAUCCCUCUGCAGCCUCCUGCGGGAAGGUUUGAUCCCGCCGGGGCUCUCGGUGCUCCCGGGCCGCGCGCCAUGGGCAGCCCCCGCUCCGCACUGAGCUGCCUGCUGUUGCACUUGCUGGUUCUCUGCCUCCAAGCCCAGCAUGUGAGGGAGCAGAGCCUGGUGACGGAUCAGCUCAGCCGCCGCCUCAUCCGGACCUACCAGCUAUACAGUCGCACCAGUGGGAAGCACGUGCAGGUCCUGGCCAACAAACGCAUCAAUGCCAUGGCAGAAGACGGGGACCCCUUUGCAAAGCUCAUUGUGGAGACAGACACCUUUGGGAGCCGAGUUAGAGUCCGAGGAGCUGAGACAGGCCUCUACAUCUGCAUGAACAAGAAGGGGAAGCUGAUCGCCAAGAGCAACGGCAAAGGCAAGGAUUGCGUCUUUACGGAGAUAGUACUGGAGAACAACUACACAGCGCUGCAGAAUGCCAAGUAUGAGGGUUGGUACAUGGCCUUCACCCGCAAGGGCCGGCCCCGGAAGGGUUCCAAGACACGACAGCACCAGCGUGAGGUCCACUUCAUGAAGAGGCUGCCCCGUGGCCACCACACCACCGAGCAGAGCCUGCGCUUCGAGUUCCUCAACUACCCGUCUUUCACGCGCAGCUUGCGUGGCAGCCAGAGGACUUGGGCCCCUGAGCCCCGAUAGGUGCCUGCCGGCCCCUCCACGCAAGGCCAGACAAGGAGACCCUCCUCUGGUGGGGGCUCACAAAAGAGAAACUCAAGCCAGAUGAGAUCUGCGCUGCUGCAGGCUGGGGAGGUGCUGGGGAGCCAGAGGUUCCAGUUGUUGAUACUGUUUGCUGUUGGGGUUUUUUGCAGUUUUUUUUUUUUUUAAACAAAAGAGAGGCUCUAUUUUUGUAUUCCA